CGGCCGGAGCCGCUGGCCCCGGGCCCCGCUGCCGGCUCAUGCGCAGCCGCCGGGGAUAGCGAUGGCGCCGCGGGUGCUGCCGCUGCCCAGGCAGCACUCCUUCAGCCCGCCCACCGUGCUCAACCCCUUCGUGCACCCGGGCCGCCUCAGCGCCGGCGACAAGCUGCGGUCUGUCCUGCAGGGCAUUAUUUUGCUCCCCCUCCGUGUCAUAUGCCUCUUAGUGAUUUUACUGCUAGCUUGGCUGUUUGCAUCAAUUGCAACUUUUCGUCAGCCUGGAAGAGGAUUUCUGCCWCUAAAAGGAUGGAGAAGGAGGAUAAUCCACACAGCCCUCUCCUGCGUGACUCGUACCGGGUACAUGCUGAUGGGAUUCCAAGUUAAAGUGAAAGGGAAAGUAGCGAGUCUAACAGAAGCUCCAAUCUUGGUCGCAGCUCCUCAUUCAAGCUUUUUUGAUGCCAUUGUUUGUGCUCUAACUGGAAUGCCAUCCAUAGUGUCUAGAGAAGAAAACCUGAAAACUCCAGUAUUUGGCACAAUUUUAAGUUCYCUUCAGCCUGUAGCAGUUUCUCGUCAAGACCCUGAUUCACGGAAGAACACAGUCGCCGAGAUCACCAAGCGGGCUUCAUCAAAAGGCCAGUGGCCCCAGGURCUGAUUUUCCCAGAAGGCACCUGCACAAACCGAUCUUGCCUGAUCACUUUUAAACAAGGUGCCUUUGUUCCACGAGUCCCUGUCCAACCUGUGUUACUCCGAUACCCCAACAGGCUGGAUACUGUGACCUGGACGUGGCAGGGCUAUUCAUUUAAAGAGCUCUGUGUAAUGACACUGUGUCAGCUCUUCACAAGAGUAGAAGUUGAGUUUCUGCCUGUUCAUGUUCCUACUGAGGAAGAAAAGAAUGAUCCAGUCCUUUUUGCCAACAGAGUCCGACAGACCAUGGCAAAUGCUUUGAAUGUGCCAGUCACUGAUCACACUUAUGAAGACUGUAGACUGAUGAUUUCAGCAGGACAGUUGACUUUACCCAUGGAAGCUGGACUGGUGGAGUUCACUAAAAUUAGCAAGAAACUCAACCUAAAAUGGAAUCAUGUCAGAGAGCAGUUGGAUACUUUUGCUGCUAUUGCAAGUGCUUCCAAAGGGGGAAGAAUUGGAAUUGAGGAGUUUGCCGAAUACUUGAAGCUGCCUGUUUCAGAUGUCCUCAAAGAGCUGUUUCUACUUUUUGACAGGAAUGGAGAUGGCACCAUCGACUUCCGAGAGUAUGUAAUUGGUUUGUCUGUUCUUUGUAACCCAGCCAACACAGAGGAGACUAUUCGCAUGGCAUUUAAGCUCUUUGACAUGGAUGACGAUGGCACCAUAACAGAAGAUGAGUUUGCUUCUAUUGUUCAGUCAGCACUGGGACUUCCUGAGCUUGAUGUUUCUCUGCUCUUUCAAGAAAUAGAUGCAGAUGAAACUGGAAAGCUCUCCUAUGAGGAGUUCAAGAACUUUGCACUCAAGCAUCCAGAAUAUGCCUCGUUGUUUACUACAUACCUAGAUCUACAGAGAAACCAGUCAGGUAUGUUGGARGGGCAUGACAUUGAGCCACCCAAAAGCAAGCACAGCCCAGUGAGGAGCACAACCUCGGUCUCAGAAACAACACCACUUGCAAGAAAUAAAGUCUGUCCUGAAGGCUGUGAAGAGGAUAACUCAAGUACCUCUGACAAAAAGGAUGACUGAGAAGAUUUUAAUAAUUCAGCUCUUGAAUUCCAUAGGGUUUUUUCCCUAGCUGUUCAUCUGUUCAUAAGCACAACUGAUGUAAAAUAGAGAUGGAAGUUACAAAUUUUUUUAAGAGUUCCCUUUUUUCUGUUCUUUUUGUAUCAGAGGAGUUAGUCCUGUUCGAUUGUAAAGGAAAAACCAUUGUUCAAUCCUUAAUGUCAGUAUCUGGGAGUGUUGUUCUGUGUCUUCCAAGUUCUUGCUUCCAUUAAAGUAACGGGUAAGUAAGAGGGGUAGGAGGCUCCAGCACUGCACUCACCUCUCAGAAUGGAGACUGAGGAGUCCACUUGUCUAAAAACAAGUGGAAUUUUGGUGCUGCUCAAUUUCUCUACAUCCCCAACAUGRCUUGAGGGAGAAAAGUUAUGCUGGUGUGGCAUUUAUAUUUUGCAAUAUCACUUAGCUAUUCUCAAGUUUCUGAGACACAGAAAUGAGUUACAGGAAGCUGAGAGUUGAAGAUGGUGGUUUUUGGCCGUCCUUAGAUUUSCCUUAACUACAUACAAACCAGAAAGCCUGAGUUUCUGAAUAUGCUUGUUCACUGAUGUUAACAGAAACCACUUUAGGCCUAAAGGCUGGUGACAGAUGGAAAUGGCUGCACUUCUAACAACAAAAAACUAAUUGGAAUUCCAAGAUAGCAGCUUACAGUCUAGGGGAAAGUGCAGACAGUAAGACCCAAGAAUUAAUGGACUAUUUCAAAAUAAAUACARUGUUGCUUACAGUAACAACUGUUCAGGAUCACAUUAGGAGGAGCAUUUCAAACUUCAGUGUAUUUUUUAUUCUUGCAAUUGUCAAUAGAGGAAUGUGACCUUGCUCUGCAAAGCUCRUAAGGCAAAUAUGCUGUCAAGCCAUGGUUCUAGUACUUAGUAUCUACUCUAAAGUUGUCUCCUAGAAACCAUGUUUGCAUUACUGUGCCAUUACUCAGUGUGUUCAUGGGGUUUGGUUCAAAACCAAGCUCUUUCUAGUCAAUGAUUGGAAUGUUUUGUCUCAGUCCUGUCUAGUGCACUGGAAAUUGGGCCUUUACCUUUUUCCAUCCUUCUUUAUGCACUUUAUGCAUUAUUUAAAAUAUGUAGAUACUUAGGCAAAUACUUAAAAGCUUGGAAGGGAUGAAAUAAGAAUAUAUUUUCAAAUUCAAACUGAGAUGAGCAGAGCCUAGACUGUCUAGUACCAAUAAUAACCAACUUWCAGCAGGUUUUCAUAUGUGAAAUGAUAACCUCUGCCUCUAAGUUAUUGCUUGCAUUGUCUGGCCACAAGCUCAUUGCUAUGUUUGAUCUUUCUCUGUUUAUAAUUGUGCCUCUCCUGGUAAAAAACAUGCUUAAAAUAAACCUAUAUUUUUWAAAAGA
Molecule: messenger RNA, 3072 nt
Organism: Malurus melanocephalus (red-backed fairy wren)
Lineage: Eukaryota; Metazoa; Chordata; Aves; Passeriformes; Maluridae
Gene: LPCAT2
Product: lysophosphatidylcholine acyltransferase 2
Exons: 14
Coding region: 62-1699 (545 amino acids)
Cellular component (GO): endoplasmic reticulum
Molecular function (GO): calcium ion binding; 1-acylglycerophosphocholine O-acyltransferase activity
Source: RefSeq, a predicted model, not a curated record